This is a messenger RNA of Parascedosporium putredinis, 1116 nucleotides long. Lineage: Eukaryota; Fungi; Ascomycota; Sordariomycetes; Microascales; Microascaceae. The record is from the annotation of a GenBank genome assembly.
AUGGCCUCACUCGCGUCGGUUUGCCGUCUUUCGGCAAGGGUGGUACGGUCCAGGGUGGCCUCUGAGGCGACAUUUCGAGGCUACCAAACCUCUUCGAGAUGUCUCGCUGCCGCCGGAGACGUCCUCCUCGAGAUCGAGACCGACAAAGCGACGAUGGAUGUAGAGGCCCAAGACGACGGGAUCCUGAUGAAGAUUAUGCAAGGUGACGGAAGCAAAUCAGUACAGGUCGGAACUCGGAUCGCAGUCAUGGCCGAAUCCGGCGACGAUAUUUCAGCCCUCGAAAUCCCCGCCGACGCAAAGGCCGCCGCUCCAGAACAAAGCAAGACCCAGCAGGACAACAAGGCAGAGAAGCAGGAGAGCCAGUCCGCGACGGGGAGAAAACACGGUAUCGAGGAAUCGGUUGUCAGCCAGAUCACCCCCACUGGGCCUGGCGGUCGCCUACUAAAGGGAGACGUUCUGGCCUACCUCGGUGCUAUCAAAGCCGAAACCCCGGCUCAGCUCUCGAGCAUGUUUGACAAGCUCUCCCACCUCGAUCUUAGCAACAUCAAGGUUGCGCCCAAGAAGGAGGCCCCCAAGGCCGAGAAGCCAGCCGCUGAGGCCCCCAAGGCUCCCCAGAUGGCCGAAGUUUCGGUUUCCAUAUCCAUGGGUCAGGUUAUCGAGACCCAGCAAAAAUUAAAAGGCUCUGUCGGCAGCUUCCUCGGCCUCAACGGCUUCAUCUCUCGUGCCAUUGAUAUAGCCAAUGACGAACUGCCGCCUGUUGCUCACAAGCCCACCUCUACCGAGUUAUUCAAUGAUAUUCUCGGGCUCAAGAACGCCCCCGCGAAAGCUACGAGGGGCGCCUACCAACCUGCAACCUCGGUCGUUAUGCCCAUCAGCCCCGCUGCGGCGAAGGCCGCUUCCAAGCCCGCUGAUAUCAUCGACAUCCUUUCCGGUCCGGCUUCGAACCGGAAGGCUCGUCCUGCCUCCACAUAUACCACCCCCGGUCUAUCGACUGGCACUAACAUUUUCAGCCUUACCGUGCCCAAGGCGGAGGAGAAGCGGGCUACUGUUUUCCUCGAGAGGGUAAAGAUCAUGUUGGAAAACGACCCGGGCAGGCUAGUCAUAAAUGGGUACUAG